GAUCCGACAGAGCGGCCAGACCCAAGAUGGCCAAGACCUCCACCUCCAAGGGCUUCGCCGCCGCAUUCGUCAUCCUGACCGUGUCCGUCAUCGGCAGCAUCGUCACCAUGAUCGUCCUCUACAAGACCGAGAUCGCCACCAUGAACCCCACGCCUCGUCCGACAUUCCCGUCCACCACCGAGGGACCGCCGCCCGUCAUGCGGCUUCCGAGUAGCCUGGUUCCCCACCACUACAAGAUCUUUCUCCAAACUCACUUCUACCACCAAAUCACAGAGGAAGUGAACGUCACCACUCCGAACCAGACCAUGCUGUUCACCGGGAACUCAUCCGUGGACUUCCGUUGCGUGGAACGAACGCGGAGCAUUUAUCUCCAUAGUCGGGAUCUGAUGCUCGGCCAGACCGUGGUGAAGAACGAAGACACGGGGCAAAAGAUAAUCAUAUCUCACGUCAAGCAUCACGCCGACGAGAGUGACUUCCUGGAGAUCGGUUUGACGGAAGCGAUGCAGGAAGGAAGCAACUACAGCUUGUUUGUGACAUUCCAGGGACAGAUGUCACAGAGUCUACAAGGACUUUACGUCAGCACGUACGCCCGCCCCAAGCCCACGAUACUGAAUGAAAUGAACGUUUUACUUUGCAGGUUUCUUGCCAGUACAAAUCUGCAGCCGACGGGCGCCAGGCGGGUGUUCCCUUGUUUCGACGAGCCGCACCUGAAAGCGGUUUUUGACGUCAACAUCAUCCACAGGAAAAGCACGACGGCGUUGGGAAACGCAGAAGAAUCCGGCUCGGAUAUUCUCGACCGUGAUUGGCAGCUGACUCGCUUUCAUCCCACGCCAAAAAUGUCAACCUACUUGCUGGCGUUCACCGUGUCCGACUUGACGUCCGCCCGUUCCCCACACCAGCGUGUCCGCAUUCAGACGUACGCUCGGCCAGACGCCACCGAGGCCGGCCACACGGGCUACGCGGCUAACGUCACCGCUAGCAUUCUGGACUUCUACGAGAAACACCUCCAAAUCAAUUACCUUCAGAAAAAACUAGACCAGGUUGCACUGCCAGAUUUAUCUGCUUCCGCCACGGAACCCUGGGGACUGAUUACGUACGCCGAGGACGUCUUGCUGUACCAAACGGGGGUGUCUUCGCUCUUGCACAAGGAAACCAUCUCCUAUUUGAUCGCACAUCAACUGGCACACCAGUGGUUCGGGAACUUGGUGACCAUGAGUUGGUGGAGUGAAGUUUGGCUGAAAGAAGGCUUUGCUACAUACGCCGCCGCGCUGGCAUUGGACCAUCUUCAACCCGCACUCCAGGCUAGAGAGAGGAAGAUGAUGACGGCGCUCCACGUAGCAAUGGACCAGGAUGCGCUAGCUUCUUCCCGUCCUCUCACUGUCCCACCUGAGGAAGUCCAGUCCACUUCCCAAAUCCUGGACUUAUUUGACGCUUUCACUUCUUACAAGGGAGCGUCGCUGCUUGCGAUGCUGGCAGACGCCGUGGAGCCAAGGGUUUUCAACAAAGGCAUUCAGAUGUACCUCAGGGCCUUCAUGUUUGACAACGCCCAGCAGAGUGACCUUUGGGACUACAUCCAAAAGGCCGUGGAUGAGGAAGGGGGGCACACCAAGGUGGCCGCCUUGAUGGCGACGUGGACCAAUCAAAUCGGAUAUCCUGUCAUUACCAUCAACACCACAAAUGGAGAGCUCUACCAGAAGCACUUCCUGUUCAAUACUUCCUUUCCAUCCACGCUGUGGUGGUACGUUCCAAUCCGAGUGAUGUCAGAGGCGUCUGAAGCCUCUCUGGUGUGGCUGGAAAGCAGCGACACAGUGAGAAAGGAGGAGUUCAUCUCGGAGGACAGGAAGUGGAUCCUGGCCAACGUGGGCUGUAGCGGGUACUACCGGGUCAACUACGAUCCAGAGAACUGGGACCGCCUCCUCAUGCAGCUGGAAUCAAACCCUCACGGCAUCCCGGAGAUGAAUCGAGGGCAGCUCAUCGAUGACGCGUUUCAUCUGGCAAGAGCCAACCUGGUCCACGUGAGUCUGGCUCUGAACACAACACACUUCCUUGGUACAGAAGACGCCUUCAUACCCUGGCAGUCUGCGGUUCGGAAUCUGGAGUACUUUGUCCACAUGUUUGACCGCUCAGAGGUUUACGGACCCAUGCAGGCCUAUCUCCGAGAUCAAGUUCAGAACUUGUAUGGCUCCUUCAGGAACUUGACGGAAGAAUCAGAUGUUCCAGAGGACCAUUUGUCACAGCACCUCCAGAUCACUGCCAUCGAUGUGGCCUGUUCCAAUGGACUCCCAGAGUGUGUCCGCAUGGCGACCACCAUGUUUGCCGACUGGAUGAGCAGCAGCAGCAACCAAAGCAACAAGAUCCACCCCAACCUGAGAUCCAUCAUCUACUGCCAGGCUGUGGCUGCUGGGGGGGAGGAGGAAUGGGAAUUUGCUUGGGACAAAUUCCAGACCAGCAAUGAAAGCUCGGAGAAGGAGCAGCUUCGUCAGGCGAUGUCGUGCACCAGGAAAGUCUGGCUUCUCAGCAGAUACCUGGAGUACACUUUGGACCCGGAGAAGAUACGACUGAUGGAUGUCACUUCCACUAUCGACUUCAUCGCCAGGAAUGUGGUGGGACACGGACUGGCCUGGAACUUUAUGAGAGCCCACUGGGACUACGUCAGUCAGGGAGGCGGAGCCAAGCUGAUUGACAGCGUGACCAGGAGGUUCUCCACACCGUUUGAACUUGAGCAGCUGGAGACCUUCGCCCCCAAGUGUGAUGCGCGUCCUUGUGCCGGGGCGGUGGAGCGAGCCGUAGAGCGGACCAAAGUCAACAUCCAAUGGGUGACGGACAACAAGGAGACAGUACUGGACUGGUUUGAGAGCCGUCGGGCCUGACGAGUGUUUGUUUUUUAAAGCCGCCAUGAUUUCUCAGAUGAAUAUUAUGAUGCUGCCAUGGACGUUUGGAGGAGCCAAAGAACAUCAGAUUGUUAAAUUAUUAUUAUUAUUAUUAUUAUUGUAUGAUGUCAUAUUGUCACACAACCACUGAAUUGUAUGUAUUUUUAUGCUAAA
Molecule: messenger RNA, 3044 nt
Organism: Doryrhamphus excisus (bluestripe pipefish)
Lineage: Eukaryota; Metazoa; Chordata; Actinopteri; Syngnathiformes; Syngnathidae
Source: RefSeq, a predicted model, not a curated record